AGGGGACAAUUCAUCUUUUUCGAAAACCGCAGAGAUCUUUGUUUGGCAAGUUACUACAGGAAUUCAGACUUGUAGCAGCUGACCGACGAUCUUGGAAGAUCUUGCUCUUUGGUACAAUAAAUUUAGUAUGUACUGGUUUCCUGCUAAUGUGGUGUAGUUCCACUAACAGUAUAGCUUUAACUGCCUAUACAUACCUGACAAUUUUUGAUCUUUUUAGUUUAAUGACAUGUCUAAUAAGUUAUUGGGUAAUGAUGAGGAAACCUAGUCCUGUCUACUCAUUUGGAUUUGAAAGAUUAGAAGUCCUGGCUGUGUUUGCCUCCACAGUGUUGGCACAGCUGGGAGCCCUCUUUAUACUGAAAGAAAGUGUCGAACGCUUUUUGGAGCAGCCUGAGAUACACACGGGAAGAUUAUUAGUUGGUACAUUUGUGGCUCUUUCUUUCAACCUGUUUACAAUGCUUUCUAUUCGGAAUAAACCUUUUGCUUAUGUCUCUGAAGCUGCUAGUACAAGUUGGCUUCAAGAGCAUGUUGCAGAUCUUAGCCGAAGUGUGUGUGGAAUUAUUCCAGGACUUAGCAGUAUCUUUCUUCCACGAAUGAAUCCAUUUGUUUUGAUUGAUCUUGCAGGAGCAUUUGCUCUUUGUAUUACAUAUAUGCUAAUUGAAAUCAACAAUUACUUUGCUGUUGACACAGCCUCAGCUAUUGCCAUUGCUCUGAUGACAUUUGGCACUAUGUAUCCCAUGAGUGUGUACAGCGGGAAGGUGUUGCUCCAGACAACACCACCUCAUGUUAUUGGCCAAUUGGAUAAACUUAUUAGAGAGGUGUCUACCUUGGAUGGAGUUUUGGAAGUUCGAAAUGAGCAUUUUUGGACUCUGGGUUUUGGGUCAUUGGCUGGAUCAGUGCAUGUAAGAAUUCGACGGGAUGCAAAUGAACAAAUGGUUCUGGCUCAUGUGACCAACAGGCUGUACACGCUGGUGUCUACUCUGACAGUUCAGAUUUUCAAGGAUGAUUGGAACAGGCCUCCCUUAUUGUCUGGGCCUGUUGCAGCCAAUGUCCUAAACUUUUCAGAUCAUCAUAUAAUAUCAAUGCCUUCUUUAAAGGGUGCUAAUGAUUUGACUCCUGCCACAUCGACUCCAGCUAAACCUAGUAGUCCACCUCCAGAAUUUUCAUUUAACACCCCUGGGAAAAAUAUGAACCCAGUUAUUCUUUUAAACACACAAACAAGACCUUAUGGUUUGGGUCUUAACCAUGGAUACAUGCCUUACAAUAGCAUGCUUAACCAAGGACUUGCAAUUCCAGGAAUUGGAGAAACCCAAGGAUUCAGGACUGGUUCUAUAAAUAUGCCAAGUAGAUAUGGAACGAACAAUAGAGCCGGACAGCCAAGACCUUAAUGAACUUCACUUUACUUUAUUUUUAUGAGAACUUUUGGCUCCUUGAGCUUUGAUUUCUUGUUGUUCAAUGUUGCAUUGACUAUUCAUUUACUCUAAAUGUUAGAGAAUACUCAUCUUGUUCGUAUUUCAUGAAGCCUGUGAAAUGAUAUUUUUGUAAAAUGGAUUUGAGAUAAUGAGAUCCUUCAAAACCUCAUGGGCUUUAAAUGGACUUGCUUUAGAAAGUCUUUUUCUCUAAAUUUGAAUUUUGCUAUUUGAAGUAUUGUAGUUGACUGCUAAUGUGGACAUUAGCUUUUUAAGAGAACUACCUGAGAGAGUGGUUCCUGCAGUGCAAUUAAUAA
This is a messenger RNA of Elephantulus edwardii (Cape elephant shrew), 1723 nucleotides long. RefSeq names its product solute carrier family 30 (zinc transporter), member 6 (gene SLC30A6). Gene Ontology annotation, cellular component: membrane. Gene Ontology annotation, molecular function: monoatomic cation transmembrane transporter activity. Gene Ontology annotation, biological process: transmembrane transport; monoatomic cation transport. NCBI's taxonomy places the organism in Eukaryota, Metazoa, Chordata, Mammalia, Macroscelidea, Macroscelididae. The coding region runs from base 147 to 1385 and encodes 412 amino acids. The transcript is spliced from 13 exons. The record is from RefSeq and is a predicted model, not a curated record.